Messenger RNA from Ostreobium quekettii, 1260 nucleotides. Lineage: Eukaryota; Viridiplantae; Chlorophyta; Ulvophyceae; Bryopsidales; Ostreobiaceae. The record is from the annotation of a GenBank genome assembly.
AUGGCCAUGGGCGCGCUGACCGAAGGGACAGACUUCCCUGUAGGCGCCAACGCCGAAGAGCGGCUCUGGCGUUACUUGCAGUACCCCUACUACCUCGGGCUGUUCGCGCAGCGCGUGGUUCGUGCGCACGGCAUCUCCAAGCACGUCAAGGAGAAGCUCUGCCACGCCGUCCUCCAGAUCAACAUGCACCUCGAUCAAGGUCAGGAGCCCGGCCCGGGCCUCUUCUCGCUCUCUGCUUGGCUGAGCGAGCACAAGUGCCUGACCCGUGAGGACUACCUCGGGCUGCGACGCGGGCUGAUCUGGCUCCCUCGCCUGACGGACUCCUACAUCGAGGAUCUCGAAGUGGUGCUCCCGGCGUGUGAAGGGAUCUUCCGCGACACGCGCAUCCAGCGCGACGAGUCGAUCGAGCUGAUCCUGAUGAUCCUGACGGCCAAGGAAGCGAUCGGCGCGCAAGGCCGUGACAUCUUCGAUCACCUGAUGGGCCUGAACACGCUCAACCGCAGCCUCAAGCGUGAGGUUUGCCAGAUCGUCGUGCACAACCCGAUCCCCUUCCCUCGCGGCGAGUUCGAGCACCCGCUCGAGACGAGCGCCCAGGAGCAGGAUCGCCUCAGCAUUCGAUUCUUGCCUGGCAACGUGCGCCGUCGCGCCGUGAUCUGGCUCUCGAGGCUCGGGCGCGAUCCGGACGAGCUGCUCAAGCGCCUGCUCAAGCCCAACACCGUGCGUGGUUAUGGCGGCGAUCAGGUCGCCUCCGGCGCCCUCGAUCUGUUGGAUGAGAAGUGGGAUGACAUCGACGAGGAUGGACGCCUCGCGCUCCUGCGCAAGGCCGCAGACCUCCCGGAUACCGCGGUGCGUAAGCGCGCCUACAUCCUCGGUGAGAAGUACCUCGGGCUCGAGUUCCUCAAGCAAUCACUCGAUGACAAGGCCAAGAGCCUUCGCGAGUGGGCCAGAGAGCGCCUCGACAGGCGUGAGGCUGGCGAGAUCCCGACCGCCGAGGAGCUCAAGGCGGAGCUCGCCGAAGACCUCGACGACGACGAACAGUGGCAAGUCCGCGUCGACCGACGCAAGAUCGCGCUCGAGCUCGUCCAACACGAGCUCGAGGGGUAUCACUCGAGCUCGCUGAAGAGCGAUCCUUUGAAGCUGAUGAUGCUUUGUGUUACUGUCGCCACCAUCAGCUGCGCCGCGAGCGCCCCGCUCGAAUACAUCGCCGAGGAGCUCCUCGAACACUUCGGCUGGGCGAUCGAUUUCAAGCCGCUCUCCUGA